Molecule: messenger RNA, 2827 nt
Organism: Macroventuria anomochaeta
Lineage: Eukaryota; Fungi; Ascomycota; Dothideomycetes; Pleosporales; Didymellaceae
Product: FabD/lysophospholipase-like protein
Exons: 7
Coding region: 29-2827 (932 amino acids)
Biological process (GO): arachidonate metabolic process
Cellular component (GO): membrane
Source: RefSeq, a predicted model, not a curated record
AUUUCCGUUCGUAUCCCACAUACGCACAAUGGACACCUUUCCUUGGAUAACUCUUCGCAAGAAAACUUUGACCUUACAUGAACCGGUUGUCGGAUCUUGUGACGCAAUUUCGCAAGACAGUAAGCCAUCAUAUGUUGUUCUUGUAGGGAAAAGGUCAAAGACCGUACUGCUUAACAAACUCCUUGGAUGCACUAGCUCCUUGCCUGUGCACAGGGAUGUCUACCUUCGAUACUCACCAAAAUUAUGCGCCGAUCGCACCCCGCUUGUCAUCAUUGAUUCUGGUGUGCAAAGCCUGCGGCCGCCGGUAUUUGACGACUCACAAACAGAUGGUAAGAAGACGUCAUGGACGCUACUCACUGAAUGGAACAACUACAAUGCGAUGCUAUGUGCGAAGGUCUUCUCGACUUUCUCCAGCGUCAUUUGCUGCUUCGUGAAUGAUUUGGGCGGUCUAACGGCUGUUGCGGAAUGGUUGGCCGAACAGAUCAAUGCUCCGAGAGUGUCCGAUUCACCGACACUACCCCGCGUUCUGUUGGUUUUGCAAACGUCCUCAGAUACUUUCGACGAGAGCAUCGCUACACACAAUGUGAAUAGGCUGGUCAGGAAAGCUCUGAAGCGUAGCGGUCCAGUCUUGGCUCAGCGCGAGAUUAGUCGCCACUUUGCCGGGCUUGAAGUGGUUGCUUUGCAAUCUGCCAAAUCCAACGCUGCGCAAGCGAAAGCAUUGAAAACCCGUCUUUUUGCAAUGUCAAAAGCAUCAAUGCAAGAGCGAGAGUCAGCUCAUACGCAAUUCAGUUUUCGUCAUUUCUUGGACUUGUCGAAGCAAGUUUUGCAUCUUGUGUGCAGCGAUCCUGGAAAGCAGACUCUUUACCUUGCACGCGCAUCACGACCUUGCGGCUUCUCAACGGAUCUGUUGGAGCACUGCCUCACUGAUUUUCUGGAGCAGAUACCGUCGCAAGCAUGGCUCUGGCAUUUUGUAGCUCCUUUGAUCGCGUCCGCGCUCAUGCUAGCCAGCUAUCCUCCUGGCGCUCAUGCUGCUAUAUCCUCAUACACUGCGAAUAAGCAGAUUCAAGAUCAAUUCUUGACGGCCGUCCUUAAUGAAUUCAGAGCUGUUUUCGCGCAACGCAUCGACUUGGCCUUGCCUGCGGCGGAAAUGCAUCGCCAGACUCUGAGGAAGCACCAUCCGCAUCUGGCUGAUCUAAAGAGUCAUCGAUCGUGUUUCUGUUGUUUUAUGCGGAUGCCUGAGAAAGUUCUUGCGUGUGGCCACGCUCUAUCCGAUUCAUGUGUUAGAAUCUUUGGAACCCGCUCCAGGACUGAGAAAAAUUCGUAUGAGCUGUCUGAAUGUGUGUUGUGUGGUGUAAACUAUCAGAAUGCAGUGUUCCGCUUCGUUCCACCCACUGCUGGUAUCCGAAGACUUAGUGUUGACGGUGGCGGCGUCAAAGGCAUUAUACCAUUAAUGUUCCUUCAACACAUCAAUACCUCACUCGCGCCAUUCGGACUUCCAGUACAAGAUUACUUCGACAUAGUUUGCGGGACUUCGGCUGGUGGCCUUGUCGUUAUUGGCCUGUUUCUUCUACGAUGGAGUGCUUCUGAAUCUAUGAAACGUUUCGAGGAGGUUGCAGAAAAAACUUUCGGCAAAAGGGCAACCUUUAUCUCUAAGGUUCUGCGACUCCUCGUGGCCUACGUGCAAGAUGGCCAAUACAGUCUUGCGGCAAUUCAAGGGGCUUUCCAAAAGGCACUCAACUCUCCGCUGCAGAUGUUCAACCCCUUGCGGAACGACACCAAAGUGGCCGUCACUACCACCGCUGUCAAAGAUUCCUCGCCAUGGCUUUUCACAAACUACAAUGCUGGUAAACGACCCAAGGGCUCAGGCUAUGACAUUGCCCGUGCUGAGAAAGCUCGUGACGAUAUUAGCAUUGGAGAAGCGGCAUGCUGUACAUCAGCAGCUCCGUGGUUUUUCAAGCCCCAGGCGGUGGGUAAACUAGGGACAUACCAGGACGGAGGUUUGCACCACAACUGCCCGUCAGAUAUGGCGCAAUGGGAAACAAGAUUUGUGUGGCCCUCUAAACCCGAUGACCCAGAUUUUGCGCUCUCUCUUGGCACCGGAACUUCGUCAGAAGAGGGCAUUAGCUCCACUUCUCGAUUUCUACUUCGUUUGUUAAACUGUUGGAAGCAUGGGUUGAAUGGUCAGAAGGGUUACGACCGAUUCAUUAAUUCCGUUCCCCCAAAGUCUCGACCACGCUAUCAUCGCCUCAACAUCCAAUUUUCUGGGCCUGAGCCUAGCUUAGACGAUGCACUCAAGAUCCCAGAGAUGAAAGAGCGUGUCACUAGAAUGAUAGAACUGGAAGAAGGUAGAAUGACUGCUAUUUUUGACGCGAUCAUCGCCUCCCUGUUUUACUUUGAGCUAGAUGGACCUCCGAAUCUGGAAGCCGGCGAAUUUCAGUGCUCCGGUCAUAUCUACUGCCGGGCUGACUUGCGAGCUGACGGCCUCCGUUAUCUGUACAAACAGCUACAAGACAAAUCAUCGUGGUUUUAUAUCCAAGGAAAUCCCGUCAGAUGUGUUGAGCACAUACCAAGGAGUCUGCCACCAUUUAAGAGACGGGUUUGUUUCCAAGUCAAGCUCGAAGAUGAGCUCAUCUCGAUGUCAAUUCGAGGAAUCACAAGCACUUCACAAUCUAUAAGCGGGUUUCCUACAACUGUUCAGCACCUGAUAAAAAUCGACCAUUCUCUGAAUGAGAAGCCGCUACCUGCAAUACCGAGGAAGCGGAGCAGGAGUAAUCAAGGAGGCCGAUGUAAUCCAAAGCGAACUUGCUCUAGCGUAUACAGCACGUAG